AUGAGAGGAAAGGGUAAUUCGGGCGGCCGGGGUAACUCCAGGGGCAGAGGAUCCCAUCAGGCAGGCAGACGAUUCCAAAGUCAGCCAGCUGCAUACCCAAACUUUGCAGCGGCUAAUCAUAUGAUGCAACCUCCUUUCGCAAAGACACAAGCUUUACAACCACCAACUAGAUAUAAAAACUCACCUGUACAGAUGAGACAAGACACACCGGCUGGGUUAGUGCCGCCGUUUAGACUAUCACCGAGAAUUGCGCCAAGGAGACCGCCGGCCGGAUUCCCCAAACAUUCCACAGUACCUAUUCAUCCUAUGUACAAAUCAGAUGUCAUGAUGCAAAUGUCAGGGUCGUUAACACAUCAUGUAACUUUCCCAAAAGCAAUGCCCUUUGGAGGAAAUAUGCAAACAAAGGGAAGGAACAUGAAAAUGACAACUUAUGACCACACGGUACCGAAGGAACACACAAACAUGCAAAACUUUCAUGAACUUAUGAAGAGAGGGAUGGUACCACAAAUGAUGAUGGGUCAAUUCAUGCCAAUGUUCCAAAUGGGAGGUCUGCCAGGGGCACAGGAUACAACCUCGGGAGCGCCUCGUAGACCAGGUUCCGCUAACAUGUCCAAAACAUGGAAACGUAGUAUGUCACCGAAUCAACGUCGUGCAAUGAAAAGUGACAAUGCCGAAGAAACACAAAUGCCGAAACCAGAGAAACUAGAUACGCUGGUCGAUGCUAACAAGGUACAUGCCAAGGUUGAGGUCAUGGUACAAAAACUGGAACGUAUACAGGAUGCUAUGAACAGGAUUAAAAUUGCGAUACCCAGUAUAUUCAGGGUGAGAAACAACUUCAAACUGCGGCCUGAAGAGGAACGUAUGAUCGCCUCGGUGGAAGAGGUAUUUCGAUACAUCUUAAUUGUACACCUAGCGACUGCACAUCAGCUGUGUCCCCCUUUUGACUUUCAAAAAAACACAGAAAAUGUCGUAAAAGGAAAGGAACCGCUGCUAAAGUAUGUAGGCGGAAAGACUAAUAUGGCCGUUUUAGAUGUAAUGGAGCUGCAAAAUGUAAUCAACAACCAACCGCUAUAUUAUAACGCGGAAUGGUUCACUGUUACGUGGGAUGACAACCCGGAUUCGGGUACAUUUGCUGAAUCCAAUAAUAACAGGACAUAUUACGUAAGGGCGUUCGACAAAAAUACUUCUACAACUGACGGGAACAGAUACGCAGUGUUCCUCAGGUCAAUCAGCGUUCAUAUGUUCGAAGAGCAUAUGGACACGGUCAAACUGCUCUGUAACAUGGGAACGGCGUCAAAAGAGGGGAUACUGCGUGUUAUGGGAUACUAUGCGCUGUGUUGUGAGGACGAUCCGUUCAUCACAUUAGCAACAUCUAUAUUGCCUGCAAUGGACAUCGAUAUACAAAUUCAGUUCUACCGUCAAAUAGCACAACUCCUUGAUACGUCGAAGUACACUGUUGGAGGUGCAUAUAUGGAAAGAUAUUUCGAACGUGUACUUCCCAUGUGUCUCGCCGUUCCUGACGCUGCCGCCUGGGCGCCGAUAAUCACUAUGCUGAUGAAAUCGCUAGAUUCCCUCAGACUGGGUGUGAAAAAUUCCAACACCGCAGUAACACUACUGAGGACUUUGAAAAGUUGGUGCAAGGUAUUCGUUAAAUGCGAGGAAACAUGCAUUGAAGUGUUCAAUAAGUGCAUACAGCUAGUGCUACACGCCGGAGAUGACUCGAGGAUUGUAGUCAGGGGCGCGGCUACCGAUCUUGCAGUGCAGAUAUGGCUAAAUUCAAAUGGAAGGGAGGCUGUACUAAAAAGGAUAGGGUAUGAGACUAUUAGGGCGCUAGGAUGCAUAUCUGGUGUACAGGCGAUCAAGUUCAACAUAUGGUCGGACUUGCUGUCACCAGAAACAACGGAACCAGAACCUAGUGCGACAAAUACGCCGCAACUUGAACGUAUAUUGUCCAGGGUAGGACAAGACGAUGCACUGGUCCAAGCUUUGCAACACGAAGAGGCAGAUUUUAUCUCCUCUAUGUUGACGGCUGAACCUCAGAUAGUCGGCCAUCUCAUGAACUGGUAUCUUUUGAGAUAUUGCAAAAUCACUAAAACGGUUCUAGCGUUGGAAAAAAUCGCAACGGUCAUAAGGUUUGCCCUAGUUGGUUACCCCAAAAUGGCUAAAGAUGCGCCACCACAUACGAGCAAUAAUUUAGGUACAUUCUGCUGCUGGAUGCUUAAUAUAGCCACCAGCUGUAGCGUAGGUAGUGGGUGCCUAGAGCUUGCGAAUGUCAAAAUGGCACUGUUCGUGGACUGGCUAUUCUUCAACUACCAGUAUAACGCAAGGAUCAUCAGGCUGUGCCUGGGUCCAUCAGCAACGGCUCAAUACGAUUAUAUAUUGCAAAAUAUGCAACAAUGUCGUAGACUAUUUGUAAAGGAGCUAGCAAAAUGCGUAUACACUUUGCGACGACAGGAUAUGGAGGAUGAUAGUAAACACGUUAGCAAAAUCAAUGUGUUAUUAGGGACGAGUGCUGUGCUCAAUUUCGCAUAUAAUAAUGCAGUAGACACAUAUAGAAGGCUGUUGGACUACCUGCUUAACGCGAUAUUGCAUUACCAUUCCGAAGUUGGAGUUAUCGCCGUGGAUGUCAUGUCAGCGAUUUUUGUGGUUUCAGUACUGGAAAUGACAAGGAUGCAGUACACGUUACUAACAUUUCAACGGACUCUUAAGAAUACCAUGUUGGGGAGGAUGUGCUCUGUACUGGAUUUUACUCUGGAGAAUACGGCAGUGUAUAUAGCCCAUGUAGAUGACGUGGAAGAAAGGCAUGUCCUGCAACCAUCGACAGCACUAGAGCCACUACAGGAAAAGUAUACCAUGGUAGUAGCAAUUGUAGAAAAACGGAGGAAUGUAUGUUCCGACGAAAGCCUUAAGACCUUAUUGAUACAAUGCUAUGGUAUGAUCCUGGAAUAUUUUAUUAACCUGGACUGUCUAAAUGCAUUGUAUCAUGGAAACCAUCUCACUGUUGAUACUCUGCGUGCGAAUCAUGAAGUUGAGCUUCUAGAGCUCAUGCAAUGCCCAAGUCUAUAUACAAAUGUUACAAUAAUCAAUACAGAUGGGAACAUGGGAGAUUUGAGCCAAUCCAAUGAGGCAAUUGGCCAUGUUGGUGAUGCAAGCGAAACUGUGAGUGAAAUCAGUGAUAUGGUACACAGUGACUCACUUAGCGAUAUCAGCAGUGAAGACGAGGCCCGUGAAGAAAGCGCUGGUGAUGUGUCCCCAAAAACAGAUGCGGAAGUAGUUGAAGUUGAAGAAGAGCAAGGCGUCGUAGAAACACAUGACACCACUGAUAUUUCUGAAACAGAUGCUGUGACGGACCAAGAUGACAGGCCGAAUAUACCAAAUGAUACACUAAGGCAACUAGUUCAGGAUUUCGUGCACGGAUCGAUGGAUAAUCCAGCAAUGAAUUAUGCAGAUGAUCCUUUAUACAAGUAUAUGAAAGAGAGCAUUGAAGCAGAAGGUCCACCAGAUUAUAAACUCGUUGUGGACCUUAAUGGAGAUUCAUUUGCGGCACUGAAAUUUGAAAAUCCCAAUUUUGUACUGGAGUCCAGUUCCUCUCCAUAUAGAGUCGCUAAUGUGAUUAAUAUAAUCGUGUCAUAUCUACACGAAACCGCGUUGCAGUUCCUUCAGGACGAUGCCACUGGAGGGACAAGCGUCGAUAGCAUCCUCUUCAAGGAAUGGGUAGUGCACAUAUUCAACGUAUUUGUGCGAUUAUUCGUUUCCCUAUACCUGGUGGGUAAUGUGGCCAUUGUGUGGGAACUCAUGUAUUACGUCGCAGCUGUGCCAAACGUCACACGGCAAAGUACCGAAUCCAGCGAAGCAGAAGGUACCGAUAUUAACACGGAAGCUAUCGAAAACAGUGAUGUAACAGGACCUCUACGCAAAAAGGUCCUUAUAGCAACGACACUGUUGAGUAACACUAUCGAUGCGGUAACGCACAUACGACCAGUUAACCAAGAUGCAGUGAUACAAAGGACCUUGGCACAUGUACUGAAACGAGCCAUAGGGCGAACAGGCACGACAAUGGGUGUGAUUGUAGAUCAACUCACACCCAUACGAGUUACACUAGAUGCCAUAUUCAAAAGUGAUCUUGACCGUCUCGGGAAGCUGCCGUCGAUUGUGGGCGUCAUGGUGAAACUCACACCUGUAACAGCUAUCAACGAACUCGUAUCGCUAGACACGGAAACACAAUUUAACGUGUUCAAGGAACACUGGCUCAAGCAACGGGAAAGUUAUACCUACGUAAGAUCUUUGUUAUCCGGAGGUGGAGAUGACCCCUUGCGGAUACGGCAGCACUUUAUCCUUUGGCAGAUGAUAUGUCGUAUGUACGAACUAGCAUUCGGGACGCAUAAAAUGCGACAUGCUUUGAAGCAGAAGCGAAAUUUUCUUAAAAUGAUAUCAAGACAGGCCGCACCAACGAAUAUAGCACGAUUACCAUACGUAACAGAAGGUGACAUAUGCAACUCUCCAACGGACAAAAAAGGUGUGAUAUGCUUUCUAGGAGCGUCAUAUAGCAAGAGAUCAAACUUUAUGACGUUCCAGAAGGGUUAUACAUUUACCAAUGACUUGUUCAGCAACGAACAUAUGAAAACAAUAUCAAGUGCCAUAAUGGAAGUUUUCAAGACUGGAGAAAUACCUAUCAUGCAAAUUGCGCUCUUCUCGGCAUUCCCAAUACUAGUUCACUCGGUUCCCACCCAAAGUGUGGUCAGCGAUAUCGCAAAAAGCGCUGCUAUCGUAUCGCCAAAGAACCGAGAUGUAUACAGCCUACCAAUGCAGUUCAUUUGGGAAAUGCUCAUAGCAGUACUGGCACACUGGCUGGUGCGGUACCCGCAGUUGUUCGCGCCGUUCGAAAAUGACCUAGAUCAUCUACACGAGGCGCUGGAUCAGCUGGCAGUAAAAUAUGCCGCCGGGCGAGUUAUGCAAUUCGCGUUCAACGGUACAGCAGUCAAGAUUAGACUGGAACAACUGUUCUUCCUUAAAAUGUCCGUUUGA
This is a messenger RNA of Babesia sp. Xinjiang, 5025 nucleotides long. RefSeq lists its product as uncharacterized. Lineage: Eukaryota; Apicomplexa; Aconoidasida; Piroplasmida; Babesiidae. Bases 1 to 5025 code for a protein of 1674 amino acids. The transcript has a single exon. The record is from RefSeq and is a predicted model, not a curated record.